AUGCCGGGCAACCUUUCCAAGAUGUUGGACGCGGUCCGCCGUGCGCCUUCCACCGCGGCGAAUCGACUCACCGAUGUCGAGCCCGAGCCCGAGCAAGCCAAGCUGCUCCACAGUCUGGCCUCUCUGACGAGCCCAAAGCAUGUGGCGACAUUGAGCCAGGCUGUCGCUAAGCUCACCAGCGGCCAGCCAGUCAACGACCGCGAGCUCCUGCUCGACAAGGUGGUCGGCAUGCUUCAGGAGCUGCCCGACCACUCACCAGCACAGAGUAGCGUUGCCAAUGCCCUGAUCGGCGGCCUCUACCGCGACCUGCCUCAUCCGCCGCGCUCGGUGUGUGGACCCGACGCCGUGUACCGCAGCGCGGACGGCAGCGGCAACGACCUCUGGUUCCCAGACGUCGGAAAGGCCGGCACCUGCUUCGUCCGCGGCGUGCCGCCCCGCAAGCCCAAGCCUCCGACGCUGCCGGAGCCCGAGCUCGUUUACGAUCAGCUCCUCCGCCGACCGGAGCGCUCUUUCGUCGAGCACCCAAGCGGCCUCAACCGACUCUUCUUUGCCUUUGCUAGCCUGCUGAGCCACGAGCGCUUCCAGGGGAGCCGGGAAACGCCACACAUCAACGACACAUCGAGCUACGCAGAUCUCUCGAUCAUCUAUGGCAACACACAGCCCGAACAGGACCGUGUCCGCACCUUCGAAAAUGGCACGAUCUUCCCGGACACCAUCGCGUCGCGCGAGCUGCUCCUCCGACCGCCCAGCGUGGUCACCAUCGCCAUCCUCUUUGCUCGCUACCACAACCACCUGGCGGGGCGCAUCUACGAGAUCGACGAGCAGGGCCUGUACAAGAGCGCCGCCGAGGCCGACGUCGACCAUCUCAAGUGGCAGGACGAGGACAUCUUCCAGAAGGCACGCAACGUCAACGUCGCCACCUUUGCCAAUGUCAUCGUGGGCGACUUUUUGGCGGCGAUCCUCGACACUCUGCGCGCGGACUCGUCGUGGACGCCCGACCUCGGGGGAAAGAGUACCGAGAGGCAACAGCACGGAACGGGCGACGCAGCCGCCGCCGAAUCCAGCCUCCUGUACCGCUGGUUUGCGGCUGCGUCUGCUUCGGACGACUGCUUCAUGCAGGAGACGCUUCACCGCGGCUUUCCCAAGACGGCCAUUGACGAUAUCGCGCCGCAGGACUUUUGGGGCUUUGUGUCGUCGCGCGUCGCCGAGCUCGACGAGAUGUCGCCGAGCGAGUGGACGUUUGGCAACGGCCAGUUCACUCGCAACGCCCAAGGCACCUUCGACUCGAGGAAGCUGGCCGAGCUCAUCAUGGACAGCAUCGAGGAGCCCGGCCACGCGUUUGGUGCGCGAAGCUCACCCUCCUCGCACCGCCUUCUCGAGAUCGCCGGCAUUAGGCUGGCCCGCGACGUCUUCGGCGUCGCCACGCUCAACGAGUUCCGAGCCGCCAUGAACCUGACGACGUACAAGUCGUUUCAGGAAUGGAAUCCGUCCGAGCCCCAGGUCGCUCUUGCCGCCGAGAGGCUCUACGGCCACAUCGACGACCUGGAGCUGUACCCCGGCCUGAUGGCUGAAGAGACCAAGCCGCCUGGACCGGGGAGCGGCCUCUGCUGCGGCUACACAACCAGCCGUGCGGUGUUCGAGGACCUGAUCUCGCUCAUCCGCAGCGACCGAUUUCUCACAUUCGACCGCAGCAGCGCCACGCUGACUAGCUGGGGAGUGGGCACGCUGGCACCAGUUCCCGGAGCUUAUGGAGGCAGCCUCGCUACAGUCCUCUUCGCCACGCUGCCUGGUGCUUGGCCUGGCACGUCGAGCUUCGCCAUGCUCCCCUUCCACACCAACCGUUCGGUGCGCAAGGUUUUGGCGGACAACAAGGCCCUCCACCAGUACGACGUCGAACGUCCCACGACACUCGCCGUGCGCGGGAUCUAUACUUUCGCCGGUUGUUCGAAGGCGAUGGAGGACCGCCAAGGACUCCAGACCCUCUACGACGAGCGCACCUGUGCGGCUGCCGAGGCCGAAGACGAGCGCCGCGUCCACGCCUGCUACGACAGAAUCGACUGGAACGACGAGCGAGCGCGUGUGUUCCGCAACGCCUUCUACCCGGACGGCUUCGAGGUCGACGUGCAUGCCUUCUUCGACAAGGCGGUGCCCGAACUGAUCAACGCCAGCAGCGUGGCCUACCGAGACGGCUCCAGGCGUCGCCAGAUUGACAUCAUCCGUGACGUCUGCAACGUGGCUCCUAUCAUCUGGAUCGCUCAGCGCUUCGCAUUCCCGCUCAAGACGGAAGAGCACCCUCGAGGUCUGAUUGGCCUCUCGGAACUCUUCCACGACCUCAUGGCCCUCUACCUCCACGACACGUUCCACGUCUUGCCUCGUCACGAGUGGAAGCUGAGGGACCGGGCCGUCGAGGCGUCCCAGAGGCUGGCCGACAUCCUCAAGGCGCAGAUCCGAGCCCACUCGGGCUUGAUGGAGCCGCUCGUCGACUGGCUCGCCAGGGGUACCGCUUACGACAUCAGCCCGGAUGCGGAACGUCUUUUCCACUCGCUCCUCCAGGCCGGUCUCUCUGGCGCGUCUGCGGCAUGGAGCUGCGUGCACGUGGCGGCGGCCCUCGCUGGAAGCGUCACCCAGCUGGCCUCGAGGAUGAUCGACUUCUACCUGGACGAGUCGCGCGCCGAAGAACGAGGCCGCAUCACCGAGCUCGCGAUCUCGCCGGGAAAGGAUGCCAGCGACGAACUCGAAGGAUUCGUACUGGAGGCGAUGCGCCUUGCUCCCAUUGUCCCGGGUCUGCCUCGCCGCGUCACCCGCGACUUUACCUUCGAAGACUCGAACCGCGAAAUCGACCUCAAGAGGGGUGACAUGGUCCUGAUCGCCACCUCGCAGGCCUCCAUGGACGCUGCGGCGUUCCCAGCGCCGGACAGGGUGGAUCCGUUCCGCCCGCGAGAGUCGUACGACCUCCUCGAACGCGGCAUUCACUCGUGCUUUGGAGCGCGGCUCGUCGUGCCGUCGCUGGUGUCGAUCCUCAGGCAGGUCUUCCGCCUCAAAGGGCUGCGCCGCGUGACGGGCAAAGCCGGCAUGCUGGCCCGCACCACGGAUCGCGUCGGCGGGAUCCCCACGUCACUCUACCUCGACCGAAACGCGGCCGAGCGGACGUAUCCUGCAUCAAUGCUGCUGGAGUACGCCUCGGAGACGGCCCUGAUCCCUCGCGAGGAGGCCAAGCGCGCCGGACCACACCCGGCCUGA
Molecule: messenger RNA, 3240 nt
Organism: Pseudozyma flocculosa PF-1
Lineage: Eukaryota; Fungi; Basidiomycota; Ustilaginomycetes; Ustilaginales; Ustilaginaceae
Exons: 11
Coding region: 1-3240 (1079 amino acids)
Biological process (GO): response to oxidative stress
Molecular function (GO): heme binding; peroxidase activity; monooxygenase activity
Source: RefSeq, a predicted model, not a curated record